This is a messenger RNA of Spea bombifrons (plains spadefoot toad), 933 nucleotides long. It is a transcript of the gene CDKN2D, whose product is annotated as cyclin dependent kinase inhibitor 2D. Gene Ontology annotation, molecular function: cyclin-dependent protein serine/threonine kinase inhibitor activity; protein kinase binding. Gene Ontology annotation, biological process: regulation of cyclin-dependent protein serine/threonine kinase activity; negative regulation of cell population proliferation. Bases 152 to 637 code for a protein of 161 amino acids. The transcript has 3 exons. Gene Ontology annotation, cellular component: nucleus. The record is from RefSeq and is a predicted model, not a curated record. NCBI's taxonomy places the organism in Eukaryota, Metazoa, Chordata, Amphibia, Anura, Pelobatidae.
GCAUAGGCAGCGCGAGCCGGGGAGUCGCGAGACGGAGGUGCGGUCGUUGGUUUGCUGCAGCUGGGCAGAGAGGGUCUCGCGGACGGCAGCUCUAUCUGGAGGCGGGAAAGCCAAGACUAUAUAAAGAGCUCCCUCUCUCCCGCUGUCCCCCAUGUUGCUGCAAGAGACCGGUGCCGGAGACCGCCUGACGAGGGCCGCAGCUCAGGGAGACGUCCCGGAGGUGAAGAGGCUCCUUCAUCAGGACCGGAUCCACCCGGAUUGUCUGAACUGCUUCGGAAAGACUGCCCUACAGGUCAUGAUGUUCGGCAGCACGCCGGUGGCAGCUGAGCUCCUGAAACAGGGCGCCUCGCCCAAUAUUCAGGACUCGUACGGCACGACGCCGGCUCACGACGCGGCUCGAUCCGGCUUCUUGGACACCCUCCAGGUCUUGGUUCAGUAUGGCGCUGACCUCAAUAUUCCUGAUGCCUCUGGUUCCCUUCCUAUUCACCUAGCAGUCCGCGAGGGCCACGUCCCCGUCAUCGCUUACCUCGCUUCGCGCUCCAACCUGGCACAUUCGGACCGGGAGGGGCACACUCCCCCGCAGUUGGCCGCCAUCUUGGAUCCUCGCCUGGCAGCCCUCUUGGAACUAAGUACGUAGAGACCCAAAGUCUUGGUAAUGCGUCAGAGGAACAAUUGGUACGGUACGCUGUACCGCGACCUGAAGCAGUGCUUAUCUCUGUAUUAAGCAGUGCUUAUCUCUGUAUUGUGCAAUGUGUCCGUUUUCGAGGUGCAUUUUGUUUGCCACGUCGGGCCGGUACUGCGGCUUGUAUUAUAGGGAAUUCCGUUUUAGAAGUGGGCUUUAAGUGGGGCCGGGGUAGCUUGCACCCGACAGAACUUACCCCCCAGACAAACUGAGGGCUGAAAGCAAUGGGUCGUGGGCCGUUGCUGUGUGUA